Molecule: messenger RNA, 567 nt
Organism: Saccostrea cuccullata (small rock oyster)
Lineage: Eukaryota; Metazoa; Mollusca; Bivalvia; Ostreida; Ostreidae
Product: E3 ubiquitin-protein ligase RNF213-like
Exons: 4
Coding region: 88-567 (159 amino acids)
Molecular function (GO): ATP hydrolysis activity; ubiquitin-protein transferase activity
Source: RefSeq, a predicted model, not a curated record
CAAAAUUGUGGGUCAGAGUACGAGGGAUCCCCACUCGUCCAAUUGCCAUGUGAUCACAAGAUAUGCAAAGGAACAUGUUUCUCGUCAAUGCGUCACGGUUCAAAGGAAAUGAAGUGCCCCAUGUCUAAGUGUGGAAAAGUUAUUCCUUCAAAUUUCAACGAGAAUGAACACGCGGGGAUUAAAAGGGAAAAUAUGAAGAAGUUUACUUCAUACCAAGAAAGCUGUAACACAUUUUACAUGAAAGUUGUAUCCCAGCUGUGUUUUGAAAAUAACUCCCCUCCAGAGAAAGAAGUAAUCAAGAAAUUGUCAAGUCUUAUAACCAGUGAAUGUGUUCCGGAGGAAGAAAGAGUAGCGACAUUGGGAAGAAGCGAAUAUACCAAGAAAAAAACAUUGGCAACGAAAAGAAUGUGUAUCUUUGAUACCACAACUGAUAUCACACCCGUUUUCAGGUCGUUCCUACUGCAACUGUUAAUAAGAACAAAUUCUAGUGAUGUUUAUGAACACCUCGCUGAAUUUUUCAAAAAUGCAUCUCAAUGUGUGCAAAAUGAAGAAGGACAAUUUGCAUGA